ACGAGAUCAGGUUCCUGCUGGCAUGCUGGCUGCCCUACAAAUUAGGAGGCAGUCCGAGCUGAGAUCUUAAUUGUAGGAGCUGAUCUUGGUCCGCUGUUUCAUUGUUGACAUCAUGUCCUUCGCUAAUGGCCGCUACAAAAUAGGUGGUGCUGAUCUUUUUCAAAACCUAGCGAAUUAAAUACGUGCUGGCACUCUUGAUGACAGUAAGACGUACGAGGGAAUUAGAUCAAUAAUAUUGCGUUUUCUUCGCACUGUGGGAUCGUUGCAUGGGAGCUGACAACUAGCGUAUCGUUUGGGGUCAUUUUCAAAGUUGUGAAGGAAUCUCAAAAUGGCGCUUUUGGAGCUCUUCAUCACCGCAUCAGUUCCAGUCUUGAAAGUGCUCUUGAUUACUGCACUUGGGUCUUAUCUUGCACUGGAUAGUGUCGAUAUAUUGGGGGAAGAUGCUAGGAAGCAUUUGAAUACUGUUGUAUUUUAUGUAUUUAAUCCAGCCCUUGUGUCCACCAAACUUGCUCAAACGAUAACAAGCGAGAGCAUGGUCAAGUUGUGGUUUAUGCCAAUCAAUAUCCUCUUCACAUUUAUAAUUGGCUCAGUUCUUGGAUGGAUAGUUGUCCUAGUUACAGGAGCUCCUUCACACCUGAGAGGCCUCAUUGUGGGUUGCUGCGCUGCAGGAAAUUUGGGGAACAUUCUUCUCAUUAUCAUCCCAUCAGUUUGUAAAGAAAAAGGAGGGCCAUUUGGAGAUCCUGAUGUCUGUCAAACAUAUGGAAUGGCUUAUGUUUCACUUUCAAUGGCGAUAGGAGCCAUUUAUCUGUGGUCUUACGUGUAUAAUAUUGUGCGGAUCUCUUCAAGGAGUAGCACCAGAGAAUCAGAAGUGAAUGAAUUCUCUAUCAGCAAGCCUGCCAGAGAAUCCUCCACACCAGACCUUGGGGUCAUAGAGCCACUACUUUCAUCCUCCAAGGAAUUCUUGAUACCUGAGAACAAUAAAGAUCAAUAUGCACUGCCCUGCACUAGAUCAGACGUAGCGAGAUCUGAGGUUGCAGUUUCAGAUAAAGUAAAGCAACAUAUAUCGAUGCUGUUGAGAAAGAUUAAUCUAAAGACGAUAUUUGCCCCUUCAACUAUUGGAGCGAUUGCUGGGUUUACAAUUGGACUCAUUCCUGAUAUCCGAAAGUUAAUGAUUGGUGAAGGUGCUCCUCUUCGAGUAAUCCAAGACUCUGCUUCCUUGUUGGGAGAUGGAGCCAUCCCAGCUGUCACUCUAAUAGUCGGUGGAAACCUUCUCAAAGGUUUGAAAGGGCCAGGAAUUCAGAAAUCACUCAUCAUUGGCAUCGUAGUAGUUCGUUAUAUUGCUCUGCCUCUGACAGGGAUUUUCAUCAUUAAAGGUGCACAUCAAAUUGGUUUGGUGCACUUCGAUCCAUUGUACCAGUUUAUUCUUUUGAUCCAAUAUGCAGUUCCCCCUGCUAUGAAUAUAGGAACCAUCACACAGCUGUUUGGAGCAGGAGAGAGUGAGUGCUCUGUAAUCAUGUUGUGGACUUACGCCUUGGCUUCAAUUUCACUUACUUUCUGGUCAACCUUCUUCAUGUGGCUCGUGGCUCCUUAGCCUCUGGCUAAAAAAAUCCACACACACACACACACCAAGUAAUAAGUUUUGGCAAUUUUUUCUGAUUUAGAAAAGAAUGUAAUCUCAUAUGAGGGAAUGGUCGCAACUUAACUCUCGAAAGCUGAUUUUAUUAACCCUCCUUAUAAAUUCAUUCAGUUUUGGAUUCCUUCUGUACCUAUCUGAAUUGACAUUCUAAUUCAUUUGAAUUAACACAGGAUAACUGCAAUU
This is a messenger RNA of Juglans regia (Persian walnut), 1819 nucleotides long. RefSeq names its product protein PIN-LIKES 3-like. The transcript is spliced from 12 exons. The record is from RefSeq and is a predicted model, not a curated record. The coding region runs from base 329 to 1591 and encodes 420 amino acids. Lineage: Eukaryota; Viridiplantae; Streptophyta; Magnoliopsida; Fagales; Juglandaceae. Gene Ontology annotation, cellular component: membrane. Gene Ontology annotation, biological process: endoplasmic reticulum to cytosol auxin transport.